Molecule: messenger RNA, 384 nt
Organism: Candidula unifasciata
Lineage: Eukaryota; Metazoa; Mollusca; Gastropoda; Stylommatophora; Geomitridae
Source: the annotation of a GenBank genome assembly
AUGCAGCGACUGACACUGACCGCCAUCUUGCUACUAGCUUGCACCCUACCAGCCUUAUGUCACCAUCAGCGUGUAAACGUUAAGGUCCCUCCAGUGGACAUAGUGCCGCCACCUCCCAGUGACUACAGUGACGCAGCGAAUGAAACCUCCCGGUCCAUCAAUGAUCCUAUAGAUGCUCUACUGGGUGAUGAUCAUAAGGUAAUUGAUAUUGUGGAUGCCCCACAGGGAUCGGAUGGUGAGCCAGUGAGACCUGAUCCCGCAAACGACACAGAGGAUUCGGUGGAUGAGCAAGCGCCAACGGAGUCCUUGGAAGACACACAGGGAUCGGAUAAUACGAUAGUAAUAACUGAUCCCAUUGAUGUCAAUGAUGACACUGAAGCAUAA